GCUCAGCCUCACCUAAUGGACCUAAAUCCCUGCAGGAGAAGAUCCGAAGAGCAGGCAAACAUCCCUCCGUGGAUUCCAAAGCCAGCCCCAGCUAGUGCCUCAGUUUCCCCAAAGAAACGGCCAAAAUGAAGAUGCUGAUACUGAACUCGAAACGCCUGCAGAUCGGGGCCCUGACUGGGCUGCUCCUCCUCCUCGCGGCUCUCGUUGGCCUUUUCUUUGGGCUCCGCUCUAAGCCAUCCUUUGCUCCCCAAGAAGAUGGCUACAUCUACAAGAGUGCCGCCGUGGCUGCAGACGCAGGGCCCUGCUCUGUCGUGGGCAGCGAUAUCCUUCAAAAGGGCGGCUCGGCUGUGGACUCUGCCAUUGCAGCUCUCCUCUGCGCGGGCCUGAUGAACCCCCACAGCACGGGCAUCGGAGGGGGGCUCGUCUUCCUCAUUCGUACAGCGGACGGGAAAGUGGAAGUCAUCAAUGCCAGGGAGACGGCGCCAAGAAAUGCGUUCCGGGAUAUGUUUGGCAAUGACACACAGCUGUCCAAGAAAGGAGGGUUGUCCAUUGCAAUUCCGGGAGAGAUCCGUGGCUACGAAAUGGCUCACAAACGGCACGGCAAGCUGGCGUGGAAGGAACUGUUUCUGCCCAGCAUCGAACUGGCACGGAAGGGUUUCCCGGUUGGGAAAGGCCUGGCAGGAGCCCUGGCGUUUAGAAAGGAAGCGAUUGAGAGCAACCCGUCCAUGUGUGCGGUCUUCUGCAGAGAAGGGAAAGUUCUCCAGGAGAAUGAGAUUCUCACCCUCCCCAAACUGGCCCGCACCUACGAGAUCUUAGCCGAGGAGGGUCCGGAUGCAUUUUAUACCGGGAGCUUAGCUCAGCAAAUUAUAGCCGACAUCACAGCAGCAGGAGGGAACAUCACCCUGGACGACUUGAGAGACUACACGCCGAUUCUAGAUGAAAAUCCUUUAAAGGUCCACAUAGGAGAGCUCACCAUGUUUGCACCCAAUGCGCCCUUUAGUGGUGCUGUGCUGGCCCUGGCGCUCAACAUCUUGAAAGAAUUUAAUUUCUCCAGGAGCAACGUGGAAACUCUGGAGAAAAAGGUCUUGACAUACCACCGCAUUGUUGAGGCCUUCCGCUUUGCUUAUGCCAAGAGGACAUUACUGGGGGACCCUGCGUUUGUCAACAUUGCCGGGGUCAUCGAAAACAUAACCUCGGAGCACUAUUCGGAGAAGCUGUGGGCCAAAAUCACCAAUGAGACCCAUGAAGUCAGCUACUACGAGCCAGAAUAUUACUCCCCAGAUGACUCUGGGACAUCCCACCUUUCUGUGGUGUCUCCAGACGGGACCGCUGUGGCUGCCACCGGCACCAUCAACCAAUACUUUGGCUCAGAAGUCCUUUCUCCGGUGAGUGGCAUCCUAUUCAAUGACGAGAUGGAUGACUUCAGCUCCCCGCACAUCGUCAACGGCUUUGGGGUCCGCCCGUCUGUGGCAAACUUCAUCGCCCCAGGGAAGCGUCCUUUGUCUUCCAUGUGUCCGUCUAUCCUAGUGGAUAAGGAGAACAAGGUCCGGAUGAUGGUUGGUGCUUCUGGAGGAACAAAGAUCACCACAGCAAUAGCUAUGACCAUUCUCCGCUCCCUCUGGUUUGGCUACAACAUUAAGGAGGCGGUGGAGGAGCCUCGCAUCCAUAACCAGCUCUUCCCUCCCAUCACCGUCCUGGAGGAUGAGGUGGAGCAGGAAAUAGAAGAUGGAUUGAAGAAGAGAGGACACGAGAUUCAGAGGACUAGCAGGGGAGCUGUGGUCCAGGCCAUCCUGCGGACAGAAGAAGGCUGGUCGGCUGCCUCAGACCCUCGGAAGGGGGGAGUCCCUGCAGGAUACUAAACUGGCUCCAAGCUUGGACGGAUCACAGACAUAAUUGCAGAUUGAUCAGUUUCUUCUGGUGACCCACUGAAACAAGUCCACCUGCACUGGGCUUUGGUGGAUCACACAUCAGGAGAAAAUCCCAUGCCUCUGAGAUCUUUCAGAACCAGGAAGUAACCUCCAACCAUUGAUCCAUACUGCCCCAGUCACCAUGGUAUUAGAGGAAAUUCAUAUAUUGGUUAUGACAAAUGGAGAAAGCCGCCACGAAAGGGCCUGCUUGCAUGAGGAUGUUUUGAGAAUUGCCCUGGUCUGAAAUGGUUCACUUGAGGAAAGAUCUAUGAGAGGCAGCGAGGGAUAUCUCCUUCCUCAUUCUCACCUCCACGAUGAAACUCUUUCCUGGCCUGUCAGAUAUCGUCACCAAAUAAAUAGGAUGGAUUUGAGGGCCUUCACGAUUAACUUAGGAGCAAAAGGGGGAGGGAGAAUUGUGAUGAGAACAGUCACCUCAGCUGCAACAUCUCACAUCUUACAAGAAACAGCAUUGAAACUGGUCUGCCCGAGUUGACUGAACGGUCGUUGGACUGUGGUGGAUUUUGAUGCGUUCAGAAACUGAAAGGCAUUAACAGAAGUGGAGAGAAUCUUCAGCUGCUGGUCCAGGAAGUAAGCACUCUGCCAAACAGUAGGUUUUUUAAAAAAUAAAUAAAUGAAUUAGGGUAAUUAAAGCAUUUAUAACUGCUUCUCAGGUAUUAAAAUAAUCUUAGUCGACUUCAUUUAGUAAAAUGUUGUUCUGUUCUUAGUGUUGGACGGUUACAGCUUUCGGACCAAAAUGCCUUUAUAUGUGGAUUUCCCCCCAGUGGGAAUAUCUGGGGAUGUUGACAAUGCCAAAGGGUCAGAUCCUGCCCCCUUGCAAAGUCAUCUGGAGGAGGAUGACAAGCUGUCUUUGGCCAAACUUCUAACAAUAAAAAUGAAUAUUUUACUUGGAAUUUUCUUUUCUUUUUUUAGUCCCAAGCGUCUGCGCUCCUUCUACUGUUCUAUAAAAAAAUAAGACUGCAGAAACAGCAGCAACUGUUUCAUUUGGGAAAACUUAAAGAGGCCCAUCAAAGCAAGAGCAUUGUGAAGAAGGUUUUUGUUUUUAGUGGGACUGGGGCUGUCAACUAGAGAGCUGGAACACUGUGGGCAACUCAGCUGAAAACCAUUUUUUUUACUUUAAUAAUGAAGAAGGUUUGUGUAAAUGUGGCAAAAGCUUUUAAGGUUUAACACCUGAAGAAAGAAUGGCCUCACUACACCUGGGGUGGCUCACAGUUAAUGGUGGCCUCCCCCCAAAAAAUGUUUUUGUACAUAUUUUGCUGCAUCGGAAGGUGUAUGUAUCAAAGACAGAAGAAAUGGCCUGUGAUGCCCCCCAAAAAGUUUGAGAAACACCCCUCUCUCCAUCCUUGUCAGGGACCAUGCAGCCCUGAGGAGGAAUGGUGGGAGCCUCCCCCUCCCCCUGCUCCUAAUCAGGAUCUUGAAUCUUCCCAGGAGCAGUGGGACAGUAUAGAUUUGGAGCAGUGGUUUGCCGAGGGACAUAGUUCAGAAGGCAGAAGUUGGGAAGAACUGGGGGGUGAACAGUUAGGAGAGGAAACACUGGGAGAGAGAGAGUUAGCAGACUCAAUGUUGCUGGAAAGUGUCCAUCCGAUCAGCCCAAGGUCAAGGAGGGUAGAUAAGGUGGCCGCACAUAAGGCACAGUGGUUGCGAGAUCAAGUUGCAGGGCGUAGAAGUGAUGUGGAUGACCGGGAGUGGGUGGAAACCUUAAUUGGGAGCACCUUCAUUCCAUUGUACUCUCGCUGUGUUCAU
Molecule: messenger RNA, 3668 nt
Organism: Zootoca vivipara (common lizard)
Lineage: Eukaryota; Metazoa; Chordata; Lepidosauria; Squamata; Lacertidae
Gene: GGT1
Product: gamma-glutamyltransferase 1
Biological process (GO): peptide modification; glutathione catabolic process; regulation of inflammatory response
Cellular component (GO): plasma membrane
Molecular function (GO): glutathione gamma-glutamate hydrolase
Source: RefSeq, a predicted model, not a curated record